This is a messenger RNA of Venustampulla echinocandica, 1191 nucleotides long. RefSeq lists its product as uncharacterized. The record is from RefSeq and is a predicted model, not a curated record. Lineage: Eukaryota; Fungi; Ascomycota; Leotiomycetes; Helotiales; Pleuroascaceae. Bases 1 to 1191 code for a protein of 396 amino acids. Gene Ontology annotation, molecular function: hydrolase activity. The transcript has 2 exons.
AUGUCAUCCCAAAACCCAAAUAUAGAGUCUUUGCCACUCCCCCUUCCUCCAGGAAUCAAAGAAUCCUACCUCCCCUCCCACGACCUCACCUACCACAUCCUCUCCGCAGGAUCUCCAUCCAACCCACUGAUCCUCCUCCUCCACGGCUUUCCAGAGCUAGCAUUCUCAUGGCGCAAAAUCAUGCCAGCGCUGGCCUCAGAAGGCUACCACGUCGUAGCCUUCGACCAGCGAGGCUAUGGCCAGACAACCGGUUGGGAUACGCGCGAUUUCUCCUCCGUCGACUUAAACACCUUCACAUUCACACGCUUGGUCCGGGAUGCAGUGAUAUUGGUGGCCGCAUUAGGAUACCGGGAGGUACAGUGCGUGAUCGGACAUGACUUUGGGGCAGUAGGCUCUAGUAUGUGCGCGCUGAUGCGGCCGGAUAUAUUUAAAUCAGUAAUUAUGAUGUCCCUUCCCUUCCAGGGAUCUCCCCCCCUCCCUUUCAACACCAUCUCCAACCCCACUGCUCCUGCGCCAGCAAAAAAAGACACCAAAAAAACACUAGCAUCCCUCCCCAAACCACGGAAGAACUACAAAUUGUAUUACUCCACCUCUCCCGCUGCAGCUGAAAUGGGCACUCCAAGAGAAGAACUCCAUCAGUUCCUCCGCGGAUACUUCUACCUCAAGAGCGCAGACUGGAAAGGCAAUAACCCUUCUCCUCUUGAAAGCGGAUCGGCAGACGAGCUGGCUAAGAUGCCAUACUACUACAUCAUGCCACUCGAUUCGGGCAUGCGAGAGUCCGUCCAACUUUCCAUGUCGUCCGAAGACCCUGCUACGGCCUCAAAGCUAGGCGGGCGCUGGCUUUCUGAUAAUGACCUGGAAGUUUAUGUACAAAGCUUCGGCCGCAAUGGCUUUCAGGGCGCACUUAAUUGGUACAGAGUCGUUACUGAUCCGAAGAAUAUGAAAGAUCUCGAACUAUUCGCGGGGAAGAAGAUCGACGUUCCUUCGCUGUUUAUUUCCGGGAAACAGGAUUGGGGAACGUAUCAGGAUCCUGGAGUUGUGGAGAAUAUGGGCGAGGUUUGUACCAAGUUUAGAGGGACGGUGCUGGUUGACGGAGCGGGACAUUGGGUUCAGCAGGAACAGCCAGAAAGGGUUAUUGAGAUUGUUCAGAAGUUUCUGAGGGAUGUUAAAACGGAGGCGGCAUCCUAUUAA